Leptinotarsa decemlineata (Colorado potato beetle) is the source of this 762-nucleotide messenger RNA. Its product is annotated as ceramide glucosyltransferase. NCBI's taxonomy places the organism in Eukaryota, Metazoa, Arthropoda, Insecta, Coleoptera, Chrysomelidae. The record is from RefSeq and is a predicted model, not a curated record.
GACUACCAUUUCAAAAUAUCGUUUCGUAUUGCAAUUUUUUUCAAAAACUACCUAGAAAAUGUCAGAGGUAUUCUAUCCGCGAAACGAUGUUGGCAGCACUUACUGGAAUUAUCUAUUAAACGUCAAAUUGUCAAGUGACUCAACUUUAAGGUUGUGAAACAUGAUUGUUUUUGGAUAGCAUGUUUGGAUUAUUUUUUUUUUAUAAAGGCGCCAAUGAUUUACACUCUAUAUGGAUUUGCACUAUUUUUUUUUAUAUUCUGGUGUGCUAUGUGGUUAGUACAUUUAAUAGCGAUAGUUUAUGGUAAAUAUAGGCUGCAUAGAAAACUUAAUUCCAUACCAACAGAUGAACCAUUUCCUGGGGUCUCAAUUCUGAAACCACUGAUGGGGGUGGAUCCUCACUUAGUUUCAAACCUCGAAACCUUUUUUACAAUGACAUAUCCCAUGUAUGAAAUAUUUUUUUGUAUUGAGGAUGAGAAGGACCCCUCUCUGGAUGUGGUGAAUGCUUUAAUUGAAAAAUAUCCUAAAGUUAAAAGCAAUAUUUUCAUAGGUGGUUCUACAGUAGGAGUUAAUCCAAAAAUUAAUAAUAUGAACAAAGCAUAUGAAUCAACCACAUAUGAACUGAUUCUUAUUUCAGACAGUGGAAUUCGAAUGAAAGAAGAUACCUUACAAGACAUGGUGGAACAUUUGACUGAAAAAACCGGUAUUGUGCAUCAGAUGCCAUUCACAUCAGAUCGAAAUGGAUUUGCAGCUGUUUUGGAAAAA